AUGGAACAUAUGGGGGGCCACCAUCUCCACCACACUCACGUAGACACCAUCAGUUUCGGCAUCGACCAGAUACUGAAUAAUGUGGAGCAGGGGAGCUGCAUGAUUUCCAACCCCAGGAUGCAGGACCUGGACUACGGCUUGGGGAGCAUCGUCAGCACCGCUUACAACACCAUGACGGGCAACUACAACGGCAACAACGCCGGUGGAUACAACGGCAACGCGUGUAGCAUGGGCUCGCUAAACAGCACUUAUAACAUGAACAUGGGCAUGAGCGUCAACGGGAAUGGUCUUAAUUCGUCGGGGGUUAUCCGUGUGCCCGCGCACCGGCCGCUGAGCAGCGUGCACUCGUCCAUAACCGGCAGCGGAGCCUCGGUGCCAAGUAUGGCAAACAUGGCUUCCAUUAACAACCUCACGGGAUUAACAUUUCCCUGGAUGGAGAGUAAUAGAAGAUAUACCAAAGACAGAUUUACAGGUCACCCCUACCAGAACCGGACGCCGCCGAAGAAGAAGAAGCCCAGGACGUCCUUCACGCGCCUACAGAUCUGCGAGCUGGAGAAGAGGUUUCACCGACAGAAGUACUUGGCGUCCGCCGAGAGGGCCGCCCUGGCCAAGGCACUUAAAAUGACUGAUGCACAAGUCAAAACAUGGUUCCAGAACAGAAGAACAAAAUGGAGGCGGCAGACUGCAGAGGAGAGGGAGGCCGAACGACAGCAGGCUAACCGAAUCCUAAUGCAGCUCCAACAAGAAGCUUUCCAAAAGACUAUAAACCAGCCCGUCACGCCGGAUCCUCUCUGCCUACACAACAGCUCCCUGUUUGCACUUCAGAACCUCCAGCCUUGGACUGAGAACACGGCGAAAAUCAGCAGCGUGUCUUGCGAAUAAC
Messenger RNA from Engraulis encrasicolus (European anchovy), 883 nucleotides. It is a transcript of the gene tlx1, whose product is annotated as T cell leukemia homeobox 1. Gene Ontology annotation, molecular function: DNA-binding transcription factor activity, RNA polymerase II-specific; RNA polymerase II cis-regulatory region sequence-specific DNA binding. Gene Ontology annotation, cellular component: nucleus. The record is from RefSeq and is a predicted model, not a curated record. Bases 1 to 882 code for a protein of 293 amino acids. Gene Ontology annotation, biological process: regulation of transcription by RNA polymerase II; animal organ development. NCBI's taxonomy places the organism in Eukaryota, Metazoa, Chordata, Actinopteri, Clupeiformes, Engraulidae. The transcript has 3 exons.